Molecule: messenger RNA, 2209 nt
Organism: Rattus rattus (black rat)
Lineage: Eukaryota; Metazoa; Chordata; Mammalia; Rodentia; Muridae
Gene: Nherf4
Product: PDZ domain containing 3
Exons: 11
Coding region: 1-1566 (521 amino acids)
Biological process (GO): protein localization to plasma membrane
Cellular component (GO): apical plasma membrane
Molecular function (GO): protein-membrane adaptor activity; signaling receptor binding
Source: RefSeq, a predicted model, not a curated record
AUGGAGGCAGCCGCAGCCCUUUUGGUUUUUUAUUAUGAAUGUCGUGGGGAGCGUGUCUCUACUCUCACCUUCCUUCGUCUGGCAGAUCUUCGGGACACGGCCUUGUUAACUCUAAAGUUUAAGUUUAAUCCUAGACUGGGCAUUGACAAUCCUGUCCUCUCCCUGGCUGAAGACCAGGACCAAUCUGAUCCCUGGAACCUGCACCGGCCUCGCUUCUGUCUGUUGAGCAAGGAGGAGGAAAAGAGUUUUGGGUUCCAUCUGCAGCAGCAGCUCGGCAAGGCUGAUCAUGUGGUGUGCAGGGUGGAUCCAGGCUCCUCUGCCCAGCGCCAGGGUCUCCGGGAAGGAGAUCGGAUCCUAGCAGUGAACAAUAAUAUUGUGGAACAUGAGGACUAUGCGGUGGUGGUGCGUUACAUCCGGGCCAGCGGUCCCCGGGUAUUGCUGACAGUCUUGGCACAGCAUGUGCAUGACGUGACUCGUGCCCAGCAAGGGAACGAUGCUUUCCCCUGUCCGACCCUAGCCUCGGGGGUCAGGCCCCGGUUGUGCCAUGUGGUAAAAGAUGAAGGUGGCUUUGGCUUCAGUGUCACCCAUGGAGCUCGAGGUCCUUUCUGGUUGGUGCUCAGUGCAGCAGGAGCUGCUGAGAGGGCAGGGGUGCCCCCUGGGGCCAGGCUCCUAGAAGUGAAUGGGAUCUGUGUGGAGAAGUUCACUUACAACCAGCUCAAUAGGAAGCUUUGUCAGAGUGGAGAUCGGGUGACUCUGCUGGUGGCAGGGCCAGAGGUAGAGGAACAGUGUCACCAACUGGGAAUGCCUCUUGCUGCACCCCUGGCGGAAGGCUGGUCACUGCCCGCCAAGCCCCGGUGUUUAAACAUAGAGAAAGGGCCUCAAGGCUUUGGGUUUCUGCUCCGGGAGGAGAAGGGCCCGGAUGGUCGACUUGGGCAGUUCUUGUGGGAGGUGGAUCCAGGACUGCCAGCUGACAAGGCCGGGAUGAAGGCUGGAGAUCGCCUGGUGGCUGUGGCUGGGGAGAGCGUGGACGGGCUGGGCCACGAGGAAACAGUGUCUAGGAUCCGAGCACAGGGCUCUUGUGUCUCCCUCGUCGUCGUCGAUCCUGAGGCUGACCGCUUCUUCAGCAUGGUACGCCUGUCUCCCCUCCUCUUCUUGGAGAACACCGAGAUUGCUGCUGCUCCUCUGGCAGAAACCAAGGAUCUUCCAGUGGAAGACACAGUUGAGCCUUCUGGCUUUGCUGGCUCUCGCCAAUGCUUCUUGUACCCUGGGCCUGGAGGUGGCUAUGGAUUCAGACUCCGCUGUGUGGCCAGUGGGCCUUGUCUUUUUGUCUCCCAGGUGACCCCAGGAGGCUCAGCUGCACGGGCAGGGCUGCAGAUGGGAGAUGCGAUUUUGGAGGUGAACGGAUGUCCUGUGGGUGGAGACAGUGACCUGGAUACGCUUCAGCAACUGGCUGAGGCAGAGCCACCCCUCCGCCUGAAGCUGGCACCUAGGAAUUCGCAGGGCUCAGAAGCCUGGAUUUCCUUGGAGUCUGGAGAGGACUGGCCUCUGGCUUCAGAGUUGCUAUAGGACAUCCCUGCUUGGCAUCGACUCGCCGAUUCUCCUGCCCUUGCUCUGCACACGGAGGUGGAGGGAGCCAGGAACAGUCUAAGUUGGAAGUGGGACCUGAAGGAUUCGGACACUACUGAUCGCAGGACUGCCAGGGACCUUCCUCUUUCUCAUGAGCCUACCCCCAGCAGAGGGGUGUAGACGGAGACCUCAGGCCGGCUAAUAAGGGAGCCUGAGACUCCACAGGAUGUUAUGCAGAAGUUUUGGGGAGCUGUGCCCCAAAGAUGAAGUUCUGUUCAAGAAGACGAGGCUGUGGAGCCACUUAGGACUGAAGCCAUUGAGAACCUAGGUGACACGUGAUGCUGUUGUCAUGCGGCAGAAGGACUGGGCCAUAUGUUCCUUCUACUGAUACCUAGGAAUCUUGGGAGCUGGUUCUUGGCUAUUGUAAUGUCCUGUUGUAGCCUUUUCCAGUUGGCCGGUGAGUAGGUAAAGCUGCUGUCUUCUAAGUCUGACAACCCGAGUUCACUCACUAGAACCAUACAGUAGGAGGAGAGAACCAGCUCCUGGAGGUUGUCCUCUGACAUCUAUAUGAGCACUUUAAUACACGUAUGCUACUGUUCAAAUAAAUAAAUAAAUAAAUAAAUAAAUAAAUAAAUAAAUAAAU